AUGGGUCGACGAUGGCGCGCCCGGCGAGGCCGCGGACGCGCGAAAGCGCGACGUCGGCGCCGACCUGCUCGGGGAGAUCGGCCGCGCGAGCCACGCGUCGGCCGCUUCGCCAAGUCGCGCUACGUGCGCGACACGAGGCUGCUGUCCACCUGGCGACUGCUCGUCGGCCGAAAGCGCGACGGCUGCAUCCAGCUCGAGCAGCAGCUCGACGUCGAACACAAGAAGUACCUGCAGCUCAAGCAAGAGUACAAGGAGUGCGCGAGCGCGCUGGAGGAAUUCCUGUCGCGAGACCACGAGGAGAGCAUGCGAGUUCUGAACCUCGCCGAGGCCGAGCUCGCGCUGACCGCCGAGCUGAGCGCUCGCAGGGACGAAUUGUCGCGGCGCUACGGCCAUGCCCGUCUCGAGGUCUACCACUGGGAAGAGGCAUGGCGGACGGUGCGCGCCUGUCAUCGCUUUCUCGUCCAGCUGUCGCCGCUCGGUAGCCUCGCCGACGCCGACGACGGAGCGCAAGCUGCCGACCGAGAAGCGGUCGACGAAGCCUCGUUUCGGGCCGACGAGACCGACCGACCGACGGCCAGUUUCAUGGAUUUGGGAAACGCCACAUCCUUGGAUUCGCUGAUCGCUACUUUCGAGAAGGAGGCCGUUGGGCUCUCGAAAUCGGCGGCCACGGAGCCAAGCGAAUUGGGCUUGUCGGAAGCCAACGACCUGCUCAAGCUGUUUCGCGACAUCGAGCUGCAAAACCUCAACGCCCUGAUUCUCCUGGAGUCUCUGAACGGGCCGAUGGCCGAUAUGGUUGCUCGCAUCGAGGUUGCCGAGGUGCAGGUCAACCACGAGAUCAACGACGUGCUCGACGACAUCGAGCAGCUCGAGAAAUCCAUCGAGAUUGAGGAGCGUCGAGCCGCGCGUCUGGAGCGCAAAGCGAGUCGCCUGAUGCAGCGCCAGUUCCGCGCGCUGAUCUGCUCGGAGGAGGCCCUGAGAGCGCGCGUCCUCGUGGAAGAGGCCUACGAGAGCUGCGUGGAGGCGAACGAGGCUGGCCUCGAGCCGCUGGCCAUGGCGCACGCCGUCGAGAGCGUCUACGAAAGGCUGAGCGCCGAUCUCGACGGCCUGCCGCCGAACCUCGUGGCGAUUUGCGAGCGCGAUGGCUUUAGGCAGGAGAUGAAGGAGAGCCGCGAGGCCAAGGAGGCUGCCCAGAAGUUCGAGCUCAUGCACCGACUUCUAGCUGCGUUACGGAGAAUCAUGGAACAGACGAAAGAACCAAAACGCCGAACGCUGAUGCGACGAUCAUUGCCCAAGAAUAAGCGUAGAAUAAAGAAAGAAGAGAAGUCGUCGUCGCCUGCAAAGCAAGAUCCGCAGGAUUUCAUCGGAGGAGUUUGUGCUAAAAUCAAAGAUGACUCCAGUGACGACGAUUAG
Molecule: messenger RNA, 1410 nt
Organism: Phymastichus coffea
Lineage: Eukaryota; Metazoa; Arthropoda; Insecta; Hymenoptera; Eulophidae
Source: RefSeq, a predicted model, not a curated record